Molecule: messenger RNA, 1143 nt
Organism: Exophiala spinifera
Lineage: Eukaryota; Fungi; Ascomycota; Eurotiomycetes; Chaetothyriales; Herpotrichiellaceae
Exons: 3
Coding region: 1-1143 (380 amino acids)
Source: RefSeq, a predicted model, not a curated record
AUGGUAUCUUCUGGCGACGAGGAUCAAGCAAUUGGCUUGAUCUGCAAGAAUUGCUUCCAUCAAUCUCUAUGGCUUCCGCAGACAGCCGAACAUCCAAGGUUGAGGGUCACGUACUCUACCACGACGAACUUUGACAAUGUCAGUCUCAGUCUCCCGGUGAUUCUUUUUAUUGGGCCAAUGUUUGGUUCCCGAUGGGAUGCUUUGCACUUUAACAAGCUCGCCAAUGAUUCCGGCGUAAGGGCCAUCUUCGUCGACAGACCAGGCUUUGGAGGCUCGACACCUGUGCAACUUGAUGUUCGUGUGGCCAUAUGGCUGGAGACGGUGCCAGUUCUGCUGCACCGACUCGGAGUUGAACACGUCUCCCUUGUGACCCAUUCAGCCGGGACGAUAUACACGCUCAACACGUUGCUCCGGUACCGAUCCAUCCUCGACCCAAAGGCGCCAUAUGUAGCCUUCUUGGCCCCUUUCGUACCCAAGACUCACUCCGGCGCGGCCGUGCCCACGCUUGCCGCCAAACUUCCUGUCACUGCGCUCGACUCAUGGGCCGGUCUCGUCAAGUUCGUCAACAGCAAGAUCCUACCCGGUGUGGCUGCGUCCGGAGGACUCAUCUCGCCGCUAUCCACGAUGUUCUCAUCGCCCUCGCCAGCGGGUACGGACCUUCCAGGCGGCGAAGCUCCAAAUAAUUCUACCUCGCUGGUCGAGCAAUAUGGCUUCGACGACGCCACGGCCAAGCUCGUCCACAAAUUGGCGACAAAAUGGCAAUUCGCAGAGAGUAACCAGGGAGGCAACGAAGAAGCGAAGCUAUGUCUCGAGAAAAGCGACGGUACUGCCUCGUGGGGCGAAGCGGCCGAUUACUCGGGCUGUGCUCGCAGGAUAGCCGACAACGAAGCAGCGUUGUCAUUGAACGAGGGUCACGCCCCGCCCAAGUUGAGUGUCUCUGCGUUCUUUGCAGGGUCGGACAUCAUGAUCGCCAAACGUGGACAGGCCUUUUUUGAACAGUGCUGGCAGAGCGACGAGGUCACGGGGAAAGUUGACUUUACUACGUCGACGUAUCCCGAAGCGAAUCAUGACUCUUUGCUCGUUGAUCUCAAAAAGGGCGCUCUGAAAGCUGUGUUUGAGAAGGUUGCUCAUUUGAACAAAUAA